Messenger RNA from Eucalyptus grandis, 1695 nucleotides. RefSeq lists its product as uncharacterized. The transcript has 2 exons. NCBI's taxonomy places the organism in Eukaryota, Viridiplantae, Streptophyta, Magnoliopsida, Myrtales, Myrtaceae. Bases 1 to 1695 code for a protein of 564 amino acids. The record is from RefSeq and is a predicted model, not a curated record.
AUGGCGGGGACUGGCCUGAAUAUAUCCAUCUUUGCCAUCGUGAUGAUUCUUGACGGGCUCGUCAAGUAUGGCGAAAGGGUUUAUGUGCUCUGGGCUGCCAGCAGUGAGCAGUUCAGGGACUCCAUACCCGACCCACCUUCUAAUUAUUCGAAGAUAUUGGAGCAACAUAAGUUGAUGGAGGCUGAAGGCUACGACGUCAUACCGCAUGAAGUGAUUGAGGUCCGUGAUGUGAUCGUGGAAAACAACGUGGAUGGUGCUGAUCUUUCGUCUCUGGAGGAAACACUUGAUCCGGCGAAGCUUUAUAAGCAUCUCCUGCUGAGUUUCGAGGAUCGCGACACAAGUCGGUCAGUGCUCAAGGAUAAGAAUUUCCACGUGGCCUUCAAGAUCAUCGAGAUUGAAUUGGGAAUGAUGUAUGAUUUGCUCUACACGAAGGCCAUGGCAAUCCAUACCAGUUGGGGCUUCGCUCGCCGCAUAAUUGGAUUGGUUUCGACCUGCAUCAUAUUGGUACUCUUCAUCCUGAUCAAGGAUCAGCGAUACUCAAUAGCCGAUCUUUGUAUGACCUUUGUACUCCUAGGAGUGGCCAUAUUCCUGGAGAUUUAUGCUUUGGCUGUUCUUCUUUUCUCUGACAAGACGGCAUGUUGGUUGAUCAAGGAAAAGAAAUUCGCUGUCUUGGAUAUCAUCAAUUGGUUGAAACCUCUGACUAAACGGCGCCGAUGGUCGGAUCACAUGGCUCAAUACAACCUACUGAGCUUUGCGCUCAAAGAGAAGCACCUCUUUUGCCAUCGACUCCUCGGAUAUCUGCACAUUGACGAGAAGGUCGAGAAGCUCCUUUACAAACAUCACAAGAAAGUGACCAAAGAUCUAAAGAGACUUCUAAUGUCACAUUUCACGGAAAUGCAAUCCCUGUGGACCACCAGAGGAAGCAGGGUGCUCCAAAAGUUCAACAGAAUGGAGAGUUUGAAAUGGAGCAUUGAGUUGGAGUUCGACCAAAGCAUCCUUAUUUGGCAUAUCGCGACCGAAUUGUGUUGCCACCCGGAAGACAAAGACAGUUUGAAAAAUCCGCCUUACGACGAACCACAUGUCAGAGAAAACAUCACAUCGAGAUCCAAGAUCGGCAAGUGCUUGUCUCGAUACAUGCUGUAUAUCCUUGUCAUGUACCCUGUGAUGCUGCCGACUGGGAUUGGACGCAUCAAGUUUCAAGAAACGUAUGUCGAGGCCAUGAAAUUCUUCAAUGAGUUCCGCGAGCCCAAUGAAGAAAAUGUUCGAGGUUAUAUGAAGUACGUGAUGAAAUGUGCAGGAUUCUGCGCAAGUGCUUGGCAACAUAUCAAGAGAAGGAAGAAGCGCAAAUUCGAUAUAACUGGUGCCUGCAACCAGCUGCGGGAGCAGGUGAAGACAAAGCUGAAUUUGACGGUUGCAAAGGGAGACCGGAGCAAGUACGUGCUGUUCCAUGGGUGUCGGCUCGCGUCGCAGCUGGACAAGAUCGAGAGUCAAGAGGAGAAGUGGGAAAUAAUAAGCGAGGUGUGGGCUGAGAUGUUGUGCUAUGCAGCGAGCAAGUGCAAAGGGAGUUAUCAUGCACAGCAACUGAGGAGAGGAGGAGAGCUUCUGACUCAUGUCUGGCUCAUGGCUCAUUUCGGCUUGACCGAUCACUUCCAGAUUCCACAUGCCCCAGCUAUAGCUGAGUUGAUUAUGAAGUAG